AAAAAAAAACUAUCAAAAACGUUACCUAUAGAAGAACGAAGAAGAAUAUGGCGCGAAGAAAAGAGGAAAUAUAAAAACAAAUCUUUGCAAGUUGAAACAAUUGAAAUUAAAGAAGAAAUUGAUGAAAGCGAUCAAGAGGAACCCGGGCCGAGUGAGACGUCUGGUAUUUGGGGUUCAUUCGAAAAGCAAUCCAACAACACAGCGAGCACCAAUCACAGACUAAAUAAGAACGAAGAGCACCACUCCGAUGUCGAUGAACAAAACUGCUACACUGAAGUCGUAUACUUGGAAGACGAAGAACAAACGUCGAAGAAAAUGGAACCGAUACUCGAAGUUCCCAAGCCACGAACAGAACCGAAAGAAACCCGAAUAUCGUACGAGUCAAUGGAAACAGAGACCGAGGAAAUCGAAAAUUUUAGCAAAUACGUUACGACUUUGUUAAAAAAAUUACCGAAAGAUUUGUGUACGCAGUUACAAAUGGAUAUAAUUAAUUUGAUUAUGACAGCGAAGUUGAACAAAAUGGCGAAACAGUUGGCGCCAAAUUUGACAGCUGCCAAUGUCGGAAACGCGUCGUACAUACUGACGUUACCCAACGUUCCGGUUGGGAACUCAAGCGAGGGUAUAAAAUCGUUCAAUAGAGACCCGGGUCUCCCAACGUUAUAACGUAAACUUUAGCUUAGUAUUAUAUUAUUACAGAACUA
This is a messenger RNA of Vanessa tameamea, 701 nucleotides long. RefSeq lists its product as uncharacterized. Lineage: Eukaryota; Metazoa; Arthropoda; Insecta; Lepidoptera; Nymphalidae. The record is from RefSeq and is a predicted model, not a curated record. The coding region runs from base 316 to 663 and encodes 115 amino acids. The transcript is spliced from 3 exons.